CCAUCGAGCACAGCAUAUUUAUUCAAAUUUGCUGUUUUCAAGAUAAAGCCAUGGCUACUGCCUCAUCUAGUACCGCCACCAUGACCAUGGCAGAGAUAUUGCAGAUUACCAUUCCACUCUCACUAACCUCCCCCAUAUCCACUCUGAGCAAACCUAAACGAAAGCUUGCAAGCGAAAUAAACCCUUCACAGGAAGAGAUUGGCAUUUGGUCUGGCAAAAGCAUCAAAUGGGUAUUACUCCAUGAGUUUGACAUAGAAAACUACCGCAUAUGUCUAGCUGUGUGCAGCCAGGCUCUUCUUUGGAAAACACUUGGUGAAUCCUCAUCCUUGUCCUCAUGGAGAAUCAGAGAACCAAUACAGGUGGGAGUAUGGUGCUUGGCCCUUGCAACACUCAUAACUGUGUCUCUCAUCUAUGGACUCAAAUGCAUUUUUUACGUGGGUGCUGUGAAAGAGGAAUACUUUCAUCGUGUGAGGGUCAACUACUUCUUUGCACCCAUGAUAUCAUGCAUGCUUCUCACUCUUGCAGUGCCUCCAGUCAUAGCCAAAACAGUGAGCCCUUUGCUCUGCUGUCUAUUUGUAACGCCUGUGAUUCUGCUGGAGGUCAGAUUAUAUGGAAAAUGGUUUACCGGGGGCAAACGAGUGCUGGCCAAGAAUGCAAAUCCCUCGCAAUAUCUGUCAGUUGUCGGGAAUUUCGUAGGGGCAAUGCUUGCAGCCCGAGUGGGAUGGAAAGAGCCUGCAAAUUUCAUGUUUGCAGUGGGUUUUGCUCAUUAUGCAGUUCUGUUUGUGACUCUUUACCAGAGGUUGCCCACCAAUUUGGGACUACCCACGAAAAUGAAUCCCACAUUUUUUCUGUUUCUUUUGGGGCCCAGUACGGCCAGUCUAGCAUGGGAAGCCAUUUCUGGUUCUUUCGGGAUCGGCUCUAAGAUGCCAUAUUUCCUCUCCCUUUUCCUGUUUGCAGCUAUGGUUGUGCGCAUAAAUUUCAUUUCAGGAUCUGAGUUUUCGUUAGCGUGGUGGGCUUACGUGUUUCCCGUGACCGCCGUCGCCAUCGCCACCAUGAAAUAUUCUGAUGCAGUGAAAAGCCCUCUGUUUGCAAUUAUCGCUUUUAUUUUCUUCUUCUUCGCCAUUGGGACUCUCGCUCUUCUCGUCGUCACAUCUCUUGUUUAUCUUGUUUUACAACAGCGGAGAAAUCGCCGUAAUCAUUGUAAUCCAUGCAAGAAAAGGAAAAUUCGAUUGUAGUCGAUCAAUUCUUUGUAUACUAUCGAUCAUAGUUUUUCGUUUUGCUUACAGGCGAUUCAUGAAUUUGUCAGACUGAACAAAUAACUUUAACACUGCGAUCAAAAAGAAAAAAAAUGAUUGUAGUGAGAUGUACAACAUUUUAGAUGGAUUUUUGUUUAUUUCCGUCAUUCUCAGGACGCCAUGCUGUAGAGUCAUAAACAGCUAAGGCUGCUGUGAAUUUGUAAUUAUACAGUUGUAAUUUCUAUAUGAAAAGAAAUAUCAAGUUAGUCUUUUUUGUGC
This is a messenger RNA of Cryptomeria japonica (Japanese cedar), 1514 nucleotides long. RefSeq names its product guard cell S-type anion channel SLAC1. NCBI's taxonomy places the organism in Eukaryota, Viridiplantae, Streptophyta, Pinopsida, Cupressales, Cupressaceae. The coding region runs from base 51 to 1235 and encodes 394 amino acids. The transcript has 4 exons. Gene Ontology annotation, molecular function: voltage-gated monoatomic anion channel activity. Gene Ontology annotation, biological process: transmembrane transport; intracellular monoatomic ion homeostasis. Gene Ontology annotation, cellular component: membrane. The record is from RefSeq and is a predicted model, not a curated record.